Mya arenaria is the source of this 3159-nucleotide messenger RNA. RefSeq lists its product as uncharacterized. Lineage: Eukaryota; Metazoa; Mollusca; Bivalvia; Myida; Myidae. The record is from RefSeq and is a predicted model, not a curated record. Bases 1 to 3159 code for a protein of 1052 amino acids. The transcript has 2 exons.
AUGGAAGAGGACGGAAGAAGACAAGGGCACGACGUUAGUGACGUCGGUGAAGAACACCAUCAAAGGGGAUCGCCGUUUGACAGUCGUGAUGUGACAUGCGUCGUCGGGGUAGGGUACGGAAGUGUGCAAAGGAUUUUAACUGAUGAUUUAGGCAUACCGGUGCCAUUCAGUCAUGGCGUGUUCACUCAUGCGCAACAUACAUCAGAGCCAUUCAGUCAUGGCGUGUUUACUGAUGAACAACAUACAUCAGAGCCAUUCAGUCAUGGCGUGUUCACUCAUGCACAACAUACAUCAGAGCCAUUCAGUCAUGGCGUGUUUACUGAUGCGCAACAUACAUCAGAGCCAUUCAGUCAUGGCGUGUUCACUCAUGCGCAACAUACAUCAGAGCCAUUCAGUCAUGGCGUGUUCACUCAUGCGCAACAUACAUCAGAGCCAUUCAGUCAUGGCGUGUUUACUGAUGAACAACAUACAUCAGAGCCAUUCAGUCAUGGCGUGUUUACUGAUGCACAACAUACAUCAGAGCCAUUCAGUCAUGGCGUGUUUACUGAUGCGCAACAUACAUCAGAGCCAUUCAGUCAUGGCGUGUUUACUGAUGCACAACAUACAUCAGAGCCAUUCAGUCAUGGCGUGUUCACUCAUGCGCAACAUACAUCAGAGCCAUUCAGUCAUGGCGUGUUUACUGAUGCACAACAUACAUCAGAGCCAUUCAGUCAUGGCGUGUUCACUCAUGCGCAACAUACAUCAGAGCCAUCCAGUCAUGGCGUGUUUACUGAUGCGCAACAUACAUCAGAGCCAUUCAGUCAUGGCGUGUUUACUGAUGCACAACAUACAUCAGAGCCAUUCAGUCAUGGCGUGUUUACUGAUGCACAACAUACAUCAGAGCCAUUCAGUCAUGGCGUGUUUACUGAUGCACAACAUACAUCAGAGCCAUCCAGUCAUGGCGUGUUUACUGAUGCACAACAUACAUCAGAGCCAUUCAGUCAUGGCGUGUUUACUGAUGCACAACAUACAUCAGAGCCAUUCAGUCAUGGCGUGUUUACUGAUGCACAACAUACAUCAGAGCCAUUCAGUCAUGGCGUGUUUACUGAUGCACAACAUACAUCAGAGCCAUCCAGUCAUGGCGUGUUUACUGAUGCACAACAUACAUCAGAGCCAUCCAGUCAUGGCGUGUUUACUGAUGCACAACAUACAUCAGAGCCAUUCAGUCAUGGCGUGUUCACUCAUGCGCAACAUACAUCAGAGCCAUUCAGUCAUGGCGUGUUCACUCAUGCGCAACAUACAUCAGAGCCAUUCAGUCAUGGCGUGUUUACUGAUGAACAACAUACAUCAGAGCCAUUCAGUCAUGGCGUGUUUACUGAUGCACAACAUACAUCAGAGCCAUCCAGUCAUGGCGUGUUUACUGAUGCACAACAUACAUCAGAGCCAUUCAGUCAUGGCGUGUUUACUGAUGCACAACAUACAUCAGAGCCAUUCAGUCAUGGCGUGUUUACUGAUGCACAACAUACAUCAGAGCCAUUCAGUCAUGGCGUGUUUACUGAUGCACAACAUACAUCAGAGCCAUCCAGUCAUGGCGUGUUUACUGAUGCACAACAUACAUCAGAGCCAUUCAGUCAUGGCGUGUUUACUGAUGAACAACAUACAUCAGAGCCAUUCAGUCAUGGCGUGUUUACUGAUGCACAACAUACAUCAGAGCCAUUCAGUCAUGGCGUGUUCACUCAUGCGCAACAUACAUCAGAGCCAUUCAGUCAUGGCGUGUUCACUCAUGCGCAACAUACAUCAGAGCCAUUCAGUCAUGGCGUGUUUACUGAUGCACAACAUACAUCAGAGCCAUUCAGUCAUGGCGUGUUUACUGAUGCACAACAUACAUCAGAGCCAUUCAGUCAUGGCGUGUUUACUGAUGCACAACAUACAUCAGAGCCAUUCAGUCAUGGCGUGUUUACUGAUGCACAACAUACAUCAGAGCCAUCCAGUCAUGGCGUGUUUACUGAUGCACAACAUACAUCAGAGCCAUCCAGUCAUGGCGUGUUUACUGAUGCACAACAUACAUCAGAGCCAUUCAGUCAUGGCGUGUUUACUGAUGCACAACAUACAUCAGAGCCAUUCAGUCAUGGCGUGUUUACUGAUGCACAACAUACAUCAGAGCCAUUCAGUCAUGGCGUGUUUACUGAUGAACAACAUACAUCAGAGCCAUUCAGUCAUGGCGUGUUUACUGAUGAACAACAUACAUCAGAGCCAUUCAGUCAUGGCGUGUUUACUGAUGAACAACAUACAUCAGAGCCAUUCAGUCAUGGCGUGUUUACUCAUGCGCAACAUACAUCAGAGCCAUUCAGUCAUGGCGUGUUUACUGAUGCGCAACAUACAUCAGAGCCAUUCAGUCAUGGCGUGUUUACUGAUGCGCAACAUACAUCAGAGCCAUCCAGUCAUGGCGUGUUUACUGAUGCACAACAUACAUCAGAGCCAUUCAGUCAUGGCGUGUUUACUGAUGCGCAACAUACAUCAGAGCCAUUCAGUCAUGGCGUGUUUACUGAUGCACAACAUACAUCAGAGCCAUUCAGUCAUGGCGUGUUUACUGAUGCACAACAUACAUCAGAGCCAUCCAGUCAUGGCGUGUUUACUGAUGCACAACAUACAUCAGAGCCAUUCAGUCAUGGCGUGUUCACUCAUGCACAACAUACAUCAGAGCCAUCCAGUCAUGGCGUGUUCACUCAUGCGCAACAUACAUCAGAGCCAUUCAGUCAUGGCGUGUUCACUCAUGCGCAACAUACAUCAGAGCCAUCCAGUCAUGGCGUGUUUACUGAUGCACAACAUACAUCAGAGCCAUUCAGUCAUGGCGUGUUUACUGAUGCACAACAUACAUCAGAGCCAUUCAGUCAUGGCGUGUUUACUGAUGCGCAACAUACAUCAGAGCCAUUCAGUCAUGGCGUGUUCACUCAUGCGCAACAUACAUCAGAGCCAUCCAGUCAUGGCGUGUUUACUGAUGUGCAACAUACAUCAGAGCCAUUCAGUCAUGGCGUGUUUACUGAUGAACAACAUACAUCAGAGCCAUUCAGUCAUGGCGUGUUCACUCAUGCACAACAUACAGCAGAAUCAUUUGGUCUUGACGUGUUUACUGAUGUUCAACAUACAGCGGAACGGUUCAGUCAGGCAGUGUUCACUUAG